Molecule: messenger RNA, 2302 nt
Organism: Paramecium sonneborni
Lineage: Eukaryota; Ciliophora; Oligohymenophorea; Peniculida; Parameciidae
Source: the annotation of a GenBank genome assembly
AUAUAACAUCGUUUUUAAAUUGCCUACUAUGAUAAACUAAAACACAGGUAAAAGUAAAUUUAAAUAGUUCUAGAAUCAUCAAAAUGGGAUUGGGUACCUGCUACUCAAACACUGGAGUUAACAAUCAAUUCGAAUAAAGUAUAAAUAGAAACAACUCCUUCAAUUGUUUUGACUCAUCCUGAAGGAGAUGUAAAAAUAUAUGUAAAACUUUUUAUAGGCUUAUCCUGAACCAUAUGUUACUUUGGUUAUUGAUACUGAGAAACAAUUAAAAUAUUCUGAAGAAUUAGGAUGGAAUUGGCAUAAGAGCUGGAAUUUGCCAAAUAUUGUUGUUAGAUUGGAAGUAAAGACUUUUUCAUAUGAAAUAGAUCAAAGAUUCACAAACAUAAGAACUUUUACUAUCUCCUAAAAAUUUAUUUGCUUAAUUAUAUGCUGUUAAGAAAGUGUAAGACGGAAGUCGAGUGAUACUUUAAGAUGUAGGUUUAAGAGGAACAAGUAAAUUAGAACUGAUUGAUGGUCAAGCAUAUUUUUCAGUAAAUUAAUUUAUAAAAUCUUAUUGUAGGCUUUGAGAUUCGCAUCAACCUCUUAUAAUAAUGAAGGUGUUAAAUUUCAUUUAUUAAUGAGUGUUUACAUUCAAAAUUCUGAUACUGAAAAACCUUAGAUUUUGAAUUCAACUAUUUCUCCUCCUAUAUUUGUAGAUAGUCGAAAGAGUGCUGGUAAUUCUGAAUAAAAAAAAGUAUAUAUUCAUGCAGAACCUUUUACUUUUGAUUUAUUAGAUAAAAAGUAUUUUAAAAGAGAGAAUAAAAGAAAGACUGAAUAAGAUGUAGAAAUAGAAAAUGAUUUUGAAAGUCUUUUUAAUUACUUAACUGCUCCUAACAUUCGUCACAAAGUGAAACAUCCUCUAUUUUUGAUUAUUAAAUUUUCAUCUUGUGUUUCUCUAUACUACAAUCCUAUGACUGUAGAGGGAAAUAUUAAAAUAAUAAUGGAAAAAUUAUAGAGUUAAUUAACUAAAGAUAUAAUAACUAAAUAAUUGAAUACAACUGGUGAUAAAUAAUUUUAUUUAUUGAUUGAGGAAAAUAAUGAUUAAAAUAAAAAUAAAAAGGUAACUGAAGCAAUAGAUUUUCUAAACACAGGAUGUUUAGAGAUUGUAAGAAAGGAAGAUUAAAUACCUUCUAAAUUUAUAAAAUUAGGAGAUUCAUCUGAAAUCUUAGAAAACUAUAAAUAAUGUUUUGAUUAAUUAUUAAAGAUCUUUAAACAAUUAACUUAGAAAUUCUGUGAGAGUGAUUCAAAUGAAUCAGAUGACAAUUAUUCUGAUUCAGAUUUACCUUAACCUCCAUAACCUCAAUAAUAAUAACCUCCACAAACUAUUCAACCUCCCUAACCUAUUUAACCUUCAUCCCCUUCUAAGAAAGUUAAACUAAAUCCUGAAAAUCUUCAAAUACAAUCAGAAAUUAAGAAUACUAUCGAUAAGAAUCCUAUCAAUGAAAUUAUUGCCUAAACAAUCAAUUAAUAAUAACAGAAACCUAUUUAAAUAUAACCAUAACCACUUAAAAAUUAAUAACCUACAAUAAUAAAUAAACCAAAUAUUUCUUAAGUAGCACCUAAUCAAAAUUCAUCAAAUAUAUUACAAUUCAAUAAGAAAUCACUUGUAUAAUAAUAAUCAUUUACUACAUCUUAACCUCCCUAAUAACAACAAUAAUAAACAUCUAUUUAGGAUUAAUCUUAUAGAAGAUAAUAGACUAUUCCAGCAAUCUAACCAAUUAAUCCACCUAUCUCUUAAGGAUAGUAGGGAGCACCUUCAUCCAUAAACCCUGGAUAUCCUUAUUAAUUUCAAUAACCUCUUGAUUAAUCUAGUUUAUUUCAGUAAUACUAAUUAUAAUUAUUACUAUUGUAAUAGUAAUAAUAAUUAAAUUAAUAACCAUUUCCUCUUUAAGCAAGUAUGAUGGGGAAUCCAAUUUAACCUUAAUUAUAAAAUUAUAUGUCAAAUUUAGGUGGAAUGGGAUUAAAUUAAGGAUAAAUCAAUCACCAACCUUUAUUGAAUUAAAACUUUUAAUAAUUUUAACAAUAAUUUUUAGCUUAACAAUUGACUUCCUAAUUGGGACUUUAAUCUCAAUUGCCUUAAUAAUUAGGAGCUGGAAUGGGUUUAAAUCAAUUAUAGUAAUAAUAAUAUCUAUAACAAUUACAACAAAUGGGAAUGGGAAGUUUUCCUAAUUUUAAUCCAAUGAUGGGUUUAUACUAAGGAUAAUAGCAUAAUUUAAAGAAACCUGGAGAAGGAUAAGGAAUAAUAAAAUAAGAGCCAUAAUGA